AUUGUAUGUGUACUUAAAUAGUACUAGUGAAAAGUUCCUCUCUUCCCUGCUUUCUACUUCUGCUUUCAUCAAUAGAAAAACUCUGUCAUUUCUGAGACCCUUUUUCCUGUUUUUGAGGUUCCUUUCGCCGCCUUUCUGAUUCGGCCGCGCACCUGCAGAUAUUAAUUCCACUGCAUUUAAGUUGGCUUAUUUUGAAUUGGUUGUGGUUUCAGAGAUUUUUGUUACAGCAAUUAUUUCUGAGCUGCAUUAAUUUCCCCUAUUACUACUCCUUUAGCUGUGAUCCCUCACCCUCUGUCUGUCAAUUCUUGUUUUGGAGCAUUUAUCUUAGGAAUUUUUUAAUCUCUUCUUUACUCUGUUUCACUAGUUGUUUUCUUCCUACCCUUUUCUCUGUUUCUCUGUGUAUACAAAGGAGGAGUAUAUAUUUGCUUCUUUUACAAGAGAUCUGGUUCAACAAACAGACAUCUCAAUACACGAUCUGCCAGAAUUUAGACAAGUCUUGUUUUCAAUCGAAGAGAAUGUAUUCUGAGAAGCAAGGAGAAGAAGCAAUUGUCUCAAACUUUAAUGAAACUGAUCAUCAAGAUGGAGAAGUUGAGAAAUCAGAAGAUCAGUCCAUUUUCAGUGUCAAAAGUCUCCUUUGGCAUGGUGGUUCUGUUUGGGAUGCUUGGUUUAGUUGUGCUUCUAAUCAAGUAGCUCAAGUGUUGUUGACACUACCAUAUUCUUUUUCUCAACUUGGUAUGGCAUCAGGAAUAGUGCUACAAGUUUUCUAUGGUAUUGUUGGGAGCUGGACUGCAUACCUUAUCAGUGUUCUUUACAUAGAGUACAGAAGUAGAAAAGAAAAAGAAGGUGUUAGCUUCAAGAAUCAUGUCAUUCAGUGGUUUGAAGUGCUAGAUGGACUAUUGGGUCCUUACUGGAAAGCAGUGGGGCUUGCCUUCAACUGUACGUUCCUUUUGUUUGGAUCUGUCAUUCAACUUAUUGCUUGCGCAAGUAACAUAUAUUAUAUCAAUGACCAUUUAGACAAGAGGACAUGGACAUACAUAUUUGGAGCUUGUUGUGCUACCACUGUUUUUAUUCCUUCUUUCCAUAACUAUCGGAUUUGGUCUUUCCUUGGCCUUGGUAUGACCACUUACACUGCAUGGUACUUAACUAUUGCUGCUGUUGUUCAUGGCCAGGUUGAAAAUGUACAACACUCUGCUCCAGCAAAGCUUGUGCUGUAUUUCACUGGUGCCACCAAUAUUCUUUACACCUUUGGUGGACAUGCUGUUACUGUGGAAAUUAUGCAUGCAAUGUGGAAACCCCAGAAGUUCAAAUACAUUUACUUAAUAGCCACACUCUACGUUUUCACCUUAACCAUUCCAUCAGCUUCAGCUGUGUACUGGGCAUUUGGUGAUCAACUUUUAAACCACAGUAACGCAUUUUCACUUCUGCCCAAAGACGGAUGGCGCGACGCUGCUGUAAUCUUGAUGUUAAUCCACCAGUUUAUCACAUUUGGAUUUGCAUGUACGCCAUUGUACUUUGUGUGGGAGAAGGUGCUAGGGAUGCAUGACACUAAAAGUAUAUGCUUAAGGGCAUUGGUUAGGUUGCCUGUGGUGAUACCUAUAUGGUUUUUGGCUAUUAUUUUCCCAUUUUUUGGCCCCAUUAAUUCUGCAGUUGGGGCUCUUCUGGUUAGUUUCACAGUCUACAUCAUUCCAGCUCUUGCCCAUAUGCUCACUUAUAGAACAGCUUCUGCUCGACAGAAUGCGGCGGAGAAGCCACCAUCUUUCAUGCCAAGCUGGACUGUAAUGUAUGUCAUUAACAUAUUUGUAGUGGGUUGGUGUUUAGUCGUUGGAUUUGGAUUUGGAGGAUGGGCUAGCAUGACCAAUUUCAUCAAACAAGUUGAUACAUUUGGCCUUUUUGCAAAGUGUUACCAAUGCAAACCUGCAGUUCCUCCACCAAGUCUACCACCACAUCCGGCGCCUAACGCCACCGUGCACCACUAGGAACGCUGACUUAGAUCCGCCACGUCAAUCGGUCGGAGAAGUCAACAGUCAAGCUGUUCUUCGAAUAUUUUUGUAUUAUAUAGCAAAUAGUAACCCCACACCUGUGUUUCUAAAAUUUCAUUUUCUUUUCAUUUGUUACUGUUUCGAUUUUUUUCUUACCAUGUUGGAUAAGAUAAUGUGUUGACUAUAAUUAAUUGCUAUCAAAUGAUAGGCUAAUUAAAUCAAUAUAUGUUAGUUUUCAGUUCUUUUA
This is a messenger RNA of Nicotiana attenuata, 2226 nucleotides long. RefSeq names its product auxin transporter-like protein 4. Gene Ontology annotation, cellular component: plasma membrane. Bases 516 to 1976 code for a protein of 486 amino acids. Lineage: Eukaryota; Viridiplantae; Streptophyta; Magnoliopsida; Solanales; Solanaceae. The record is from RefSeq and is a predicted model, not a curated record. The transcript has 8 exons.